This is a messenger RNA of Gossypium raimondii (Peruvian cotton), 3060 nucleotides long. Its product is annotated as WPP domain-interacting tail-anchored protein 2. Lineage: Eukaryota; Viridiplantae; Streptophyta; Magnoliopsida; Malvales; Malvaceae. The record is from RefSeq and is a predicted model, not a curated record. Bases 515 to 2551 code for a protein of 678 amino acids. The transcript has 5 exons.
UUCCUUGCAAAAAAAUUAUUCUUGUUCUCAACUUUAACUCUCUACAUAGUACUUUGUCUAUUUUUUCUUGUUAUGUUAUUCAUGCAUGUUCAUUUAUUGUGGGAAGUUUAUGACAGUGUUGGCUUUGUGUCUUUUGAUGACUGCUUGACUUUAAUGUUGCUGGAAGUAUUGGUGAACUGAAGGUUGAAUUUAGUUUUAUAUAAAGUUUUGUUGGCUUUUCAUCUGAAUCUUGUUGUGGAGUUCAAGUGUCAAGUCUUUGUUAAAUUGAUGAAUAUUCCAUUGGGGAUUUUUAAGGUUUUGUAAUGAUUAGGGUUGGUCAAUUUUAUGGUUGAUAAAUCUGAUUGGUUGUGGUGUUUUAUGGUUGAUUUGCAUUGAUGAGUUCUCUCUAUAGUUGAAUUUAACUGCAGACUGUUUUGAUAGAACCCUAAAUUUGUGGCUGAGAAAGAUCUGAACUGGCUUUUUCUUAUCCAUCCUUUGCCUCUCAGUUACCUAAACCAAGAAUUGAGCCACGGAAAUGAAUGAAUUCAAUGUUGAUGAAAAGUAUAUGCAUAUGGGAAACCCAGAGUCAAAUGCAGUUCAGUUUCAUGAAGAGGCCUUAUCAACUGGAGAGGGCAUCCAAGAAAUGUUGGGUGCCAAUUUGGACAGAAUUGACUUGGAUUUGGCUUGUUAUAAUGAGAAACUGGUAAAUUUGCAUGUACUGUUGAUGUUUCUUCUGGGUUGGGACAAGGAUCCCGAAGAGAUGGCGUAUGGGAGUAGUGAUAUUUCGGCUCAGUUCAUUGAGAAGGCUUUGGUAUUUGACCUUUUAUGUGGAAUUUUAGAUUCUGAGUUAAGGGAAGUGGAAACUUUCUUGAGUGCCGUUCAGUCAGAGAUUGUUGAUGCUCGUCGUAAAACAUCUUCGUGCGUACCUUUGGGAGCACUAUCUGAAAAAAUGGAUAAGAAGCUACAUGAUUCUGAAGAAUCCCUGAAAAGGUGUCAAGGGAUUGUCUUGGAGGUGAAGUUGCUGUCAACCAAGCUGCAAGCUUCCUUUCCAUAUUUCAAACAUGAGAACUGGACUAAUGAUGAGGCCAUGGAUGUAUCUGAGCAAUAUCAGCUAUCAAACAUCAUCGGGAAAUCCAAAGUACUGACCGUUGAACAACAAAGACAAAUUCUGAGGAUGCUUGACAAAUCACUUGCGAGGGAGCUAGAGCUUGAAAAUAAAUUAUUAGAGUCCGGACAAAAUGAAGAAUCAUUAAAACUAAAGCUACAUCAUACUGAACAAGUCGCUCUUCGCAUGGAAGAGGCAGCAGAAGUUGUUUGGGGACGGUUUCUAGAGGCUGAGAAUGUUGCUGAGGUGCUCAUGGGAAUUUCAAAGGAACUAUUAGGUCGACUUCAGAUUGUUCAGUUUAACAUAAAUGGUUCGAUUCAACGAGAAGCUGAGCUCAAAUCUAAACUUGAAGGUUGCAUUGAAGAGUUGAAUGCCAAAGAUAUAGCUUUAGAAAAGCUUGAUAUCAGCAAUGUGGAACAUGCUGCAAAAGCUUCCGAAGUAUUCACAUUGAGGAAGAAUAUGAAGUUACUUGAGGAACAGCUAAAAGAAUCCGAGAUACAGCUGAAGAAUGCAAUGGCUUCCAAUGAAACAAGUCAAGAACAUCUUAAUGAAAUGGAAACCGUUAUUGAUUCACUAAAAGUAAGCAUUUAUGAAGCUGAAAGUAGAGCUGAAAGUGCAGAAGCUAAGGUCUCAGAGUUAACAGAUGCGAACUUGGAACUUACCGAAGAGUUGAAUUUUCUUAAAGGUAAUAACGAGAAAAGCACAAAGAAGGUGACCUCACUAGAGAAGCAGUUGAGGGAAUCGGAGAUUCAACUACAGCAUGCAAAAGCGUCUUCCGAAGCAAGUCAGGAGCAGCAAAACAUGCUCUACUCUGCAAUUUGGGAUAUGGAAACUUUAAUUGAAGAUCUAAAAUCAAAGGUUUCAAAAGCUGAAAGUAGAACCGAAGGUGUGGAGGAGCAAUGCAUUGAAUUAUCUGAAUCUAACUUCGAACUUAAUAACGAGCUAGGCAUCCUAAGGCAUAAAAUUGAAUGCUUGGAGACAUCUUUGAAUCAAGCUAACAUUGAAAAAGAGGCAAAUGCAAAAGAAAUCAGUCAUAGGACCAAGUUAAUCACAGAUAUGGUUGCCCAACUACCUACAGAAAGAGAACGCAUUCAGAAGCAGCUAUCUUCGUUAGUAAAAGAGAAGGAAAUUUUGGUGAAAAAGUUACAAAAUAUGGUAAAAGCCGACUCUACAGCAGUCUGUAACUCUGGAGGUGAUGAUGGCAAUGAGAUAUCUGUUCUGAAUACUGAUUCAACUAGAGCUACAUGUACAAAAACAUUCGAAAAAGAGGUCCCCUCUGCCACAAGUGUACAGGUGGAUGAGCCAUCAAAAGAUGUAUCUCUUCUUAGGACAGCAGCUAGGCCUUCCAGCACCAUAAUUGACGGUGGCACUAGUGCUAUUCCGAGCAAGCAUGUUGAGGAAAAAGGAAAGACAGGCAACUUUAAACUGUUAUAUAUCAUCUUUGAGAACGGGGAGAAACGGAGAUAGGUGUACCAUUAUAGCAUGGAUCUUCCUAGCUUGAAACUACCCAAAUGAGUAGACUCAAAGCUGAAGCCAUGGAAUAGUAUCCACAAAAUCUUGCAAUUUUCGGGUAGUUGAGGAUCAUCAGUGCACAAAAUGCAGCUGAGAAAGCGAAGAUGAUGCAGAUUGUGAAUGCAUGAAAGAUGGGUGGGUGACCUUUGAAGACAAGAGUUGGUACUGGGUUUUCAUUGACAUAUAAUCAUGUGGAAAUACCAUAAGGAUGGUGACAACUGUGAAGGAGAUAAAUAGAAUUGAUUCCAAGAUGGUUGUUUGAAUUGCAAGGCUUGAGAUCAUCUCUGUAAAACUGACAUGGCGAUGGUAACUUGUUGAAACCAUCUCCACUCCUAUGCAUAUCAUAUCAUUGAGACAACCCAAGAAUCAAUGCCAACAAAAAUAAGGAAAACACAAAGAAAUUAGGCGUUUGUAAUGGAAUUGAUUAAAGAAAGAUGAAAAAGAAGGGGGUUUAUAAAGCUAAA